CGCACUAGCUACAGCACACUACUGUUCACCAGUAGUGACAGCGGCCGGUCGUCCGUCGUUGGUGUUUUACAUUUUUAUUUUCCCUCUCAAAAUUAUAAUUUUUCCAAUAUAUUUGUAUGGCUCCGCAUGGCCGUUGAACGGGACCGCCGGAAACGAUCGAAAUCACACAUUAUAAUAAUAUCAUCAAACACGCGAAAAACGAGUUCUGGCCGCGAACGGAAAUAUAAUUAGUAUUUGCGUGAUCGAUAAUUUUUUUGUUCUGUUCUCGACACGUUUCGCGUGCGACAAGUCGCCGGGCGAUUUUACUUGACGACGGACACAGCUCGAUAAUAUGACGUCUACUUACCGCGUCCGAACGUGACCUAGGUCGUCGCAUUAACUGGCAAUAUUGUAUUAUACCUAACACUUUAUAAGUACACACACACCCCGCCCGACUGUCGAUUUUCUUGCUCGACAUAAGCUCGCAGUCGCACUUGGUCAGUGCAUCGGAAUAAUAAUAUUAUUAUCAUUAUCCAUACGCAUUCGGAGAAGCUAUGGCGACCGACGUCAAAUACAGGACCGAUGACGCGUCCAACAACAACGUGAUCGGAAAAAAAGGUCAAUUGUUCCCGAAAAAAGCUGAAGUCGACUUGUCUUUCGAAAAUCUCACCUAUACCGUAAAUACGUUCAGCAAAUUCAAAAAAGUGAAAAAAGAGAUUUUGCACGGCAUCAACGGCAGUUUCCAGUCUGGACAACUAACAGCCAUCAUGGGGCCGUCGGGCUGCGGCAAGAGCACAUUACUUAACGUUCUCGCCGGAUACUCGAUAAGCGGAAGUUCAGGCCAAGUGUAUUUGAACGACUCGUUGCGAGAUGAAAAACAAAUGGCGAACAUCAGCUGUUACAUACAGCAGGACGAUUACGUUCGCGACCUGUUGACCGUCAGGGAAUCAAUGACGGUGGCGGCCCACCUCAAGUUACCAACAACUGUGUCGGCGAUAUCAAAGGCCAGCCAAGUGGAGGACUUGCUGGACGCGUUGGGGCUGUCUAUCCAUGGAGACACCGUUACUAAAAGGCUCUCCGGAGGUCAGAAAAAGAGACUGUCAAUCGCCUUAGAACUUAUAACCAACCCGUCGAUAUUAUUCCUAGACGAGCCCACCACUGGUUUAGAUAGCCAAUCUUGCAGCCAGUUCGUAUCACUGAUGGCUGACCUAGCCCACAACCAAAGCCGUACCAUGGUGUGCACACUGCACCAGCCCAGUGCUUUACUGUUUGAAAAGUUUGACCAAAUUUAUGCGUUGAGCUCUGGCCAGUGCAUCUACCAAGGACCUCCCAACUUUGUUAUUCCUUACUUUGCCGAACGAACCAUCGUAUGUCCACCAUACCACAACCCUGCAGACUUCUUAAUCGAAGUGGCAAUAGGUGAGUAUGGUACUGAUGUACUGGUUAAACUGGCUGAUACAACAAAAAUCACAUACAUUAAGGACCACAAUAACUGUCAUUUAAUUUCCGAGGAUCAAGAAUUACAACUAGAAAAUGGCACAUGCUUGAAAAACAAUAAUAUUGCUGACAAGAGACAAACAUUCAAAUCCAAGAUUUUAAACAAACCUCCGUAUUAUUUACAAGCCUAUCAUUUGUAUUUGCGAAAUGUAAUCAUGUACAAACGUAACAAAGCAAACCUUAUGUUGCGGGUUCUCGCACAUUUCGUCAUUGCCCUUAUUUUUGGAUACCUUUACCGUGGUGUGGGCAACGAUGCGUCGGUGGUGAUCAGCAACAUGGUGUUUGUGUAUGGUACUAAUUUGUUUUUGGUUUACACCGGUCAGAUGGCCGUUAUCGUGUCUUUUCCAUUAGAGUACAAGGUCUUGAAGCGGGAACACUUUAACAGUUGGUUCACACUUUUUCCGUACAUGAUAUCUAUACUACUGGUUGAAAUACCGUUUCAGAUACUGUGUUGCCUCGUCUACAUUGUGCCGUCGUAUAUCAUGACCAGCCAACCACUGGAAUUGAUGCGAUUCAGUUACUUCACUAUAUUUCUGGUAGUAACUUCCCUAACGUCACAGAGUACCGGAUUCUUGUGCGGUGCUACUAUGCCAGUCAAAGUAUCUGUAUUCGUAGGACCGGUGUUCGUGGUGCUCCUGUCCGUGUUCGGUUUCGCGAUACGAUUUACGGACAUACCCGCUAUUUAUGUGUGGCUUCACUAUUUCAGUUUCGUACGAGGAUCAUUCCAGAGCCUGGUGUACACGCUGUACGGUUUCGGCAGAGGCGUUUUGCCGUGCUCCGACGAGAUGUACUGUCACUACAAGAACCCGAUGAAGUUUCUCACCGAAAUGGAGUUCGCCCAGGUGAACAUCUAUCCCGAAUUUUUCUACAUAUGCUUCUUUUUCCUGUGCACUUACGUGCUGACCACAACGGUAAUAUGGUACAGGCUGAACAAGCGGUAGAUAUCUAUCUGACCCGAGAUCAACGAUAGGAUCGAUGAGCCUUAUUAUUAAGUCGCUGAUAAUAUUAUAAUUAUAUGCCUGCCUAUGUGUACCUAUAUUAUUAUUUAAAAUCACGUGGCGAUA
Molecule: messenger RNA, 2540 nt
Organism: Acyrthosiphon pisum (pea aphid)
Lineage: Eukaryota; Metazoa; Arthropoda; Insecta; Hemiptera; Aphididae
Product: ATP-binding cassette sub-family G member 1
Exons: 10
Coding region: 534-2417 (627 amino acids)
Biological process (GO): transmembrane transport
Cellular component (GO): plasma membrane
Molecular function (GO): ATP hydrolysis activity; ATP binding; ABC-type transporter activity
Source: RefSeq, a predicted model, not a curated record